Molecule: messenger RNA, 2049 nt
Organism: Nerophis lumbriciformis (worm pipefish)
Lineage: Eukaryota; Metazoa; Chordata; Actinopteri; Syngnathiformes; Syngnathidae
Gene: ccdc149a
Product: coiled-coil domain containing 149a
Source: RefSeq, a predicted model, not a curated record
UAUUUUGAAAGAAACCGGAAGCAAGUGUCCUCCGCCGCUGCUUGUCGUGGCUGAUUUAACAAUGGUUUGGACAAUGCAGUCUGCGAAGCGGAGUGAGAGUGACUGGCAAGGGUUGGUUGGCGAGUUCCUGAUGUGUAAACGCAAACUGGAGAGUAAAAAAGAAGCCCUCCUCAUUCUGUCCAAGGAGCUGGACACCUGUCAGCAGGAACGAGACCAGUACAGGCUCAUGGCCAACCAGCUCAGAGAGCGCCACCAAGGGCUCAAGAAGAAGUACAGGGAGCUCAUUGAAGGUGACCCAUCUUUACCUCCUGAAAAACGCAACCAGGUGAACCUUGCCCAGCUGCUGAGAGACUCCAGGGACCAAGCGAAGAAGCUGACAGAGGAGGUGAAGGAGCUGACUCAGCAAUUGCUAGAGGCUCAUGGGGACAACAAGCUCCUGCGAAUGACUAUCACGCGACAGAGGCUAGGAGAUGAUGAGGUUGGCGCCCGCCACUUCCCCGCCCACGAACGGGAAGACUUAGUUCGCCGGCUGGAGCGAGCAGGCCUUCAGAUGGAGGAGAUGGAGCACAAUGUGAAGGCUCUGACGGACGAGCUCCAGGACGUGAAGGCGGAGCGCGUCGUCUACAGGGAAAAAGCAGAGCGCCUCAACAUUGAGCUCAACCACAUUCUUGGCAACCGAGAAGCACGUAUCAUCGACAUAGACGCCCUCUGCAUGGAAAACAGGUAUUUGCAUGAGCGUUUCAAACAACUACAGGAGGAGGUGAACCUGCUGAAAUCAAACAUCAUGAAGUACAAGUCUGCAUUAGAGAGAAGGAAAAACUCCAGCAACUAUGGAAAAUCUAACAGUCCACUCACAGGUGUUCUCUCGGCCAAACAAGUCCAGGCGAUGCUCUUGGAAGAGCAUGGCUGCAGCCUCCCCGCCACACCGCAGUCCAUUUCCGACCUGAAGUCCCUGGCCACGGCGCUGCUCGAGACCAUCCAUGAGAAGAACCUGGUCAUCCAACACCAACGCCACACCAACAGGAUACUGGGAAACAGAGUAGCAGAUUUGGAAAGAAAGCUGAAGACGCUGGAGGUCGCCGGGUUUUGGAGUCUACCAGGCCUGACCUACCGCAUAUCCAUUGGGAUCGGGAGGACUCGGGACGAUGUCGUGCCGAAUGAAAACCUCCCGCUGGAGCUUUGUCCAACCCGGGUGUCAACGUCAGGGAAGCAGCAGCGUCCACCCAAAGUAGCAUCAGACGACACACGCUCCCAUGAAUCACUGUGGAAGCACCACUCCGUCGCCAGCAUCCAUCUUGGCGCAGAUGGCGCCGAAAAUCAAGCGGCACAGAUAAAUGGGAUCGAAGUGACCGCAGGUGGAGACACGAGAACACCUCUGGACGGGGAGGAAGCGCGCAGUCCGGUGGAGGAGGCGGGGCGGGAGGUGAACGGUGCCGGGGAGGCGGAGGAGGACCUGGCUUCAUUGGUGGAGGAGGGAGAGGAGGCGGCAUUGGCGUUGAACGUUUCUCCUGAUGAAUCGCACCACACUUGGCUGACAGUCCAACACGAGUCGGACUACAACUCCCAGGAGGCACUUGGAUUAGAAUUGAAGGAGUCAUUGUCCAUCCAGUGACACAUGUCAGGACUUGGCAUGAUUGUAUCAAAGAUCACAGGGAAAGAGAGGCUGCUCUCUUUCGUCUCCGUGAAGCCUUUCUCUCCCUGCAUCCCAAUUGUUGACUCUACUUCUCUUUGAGGGAUGCUUAAGAAAUUUGUCCCCCCACCGUUUAGAUGUGCCUUAAUAUAGCCUCACCAUUCACAAACUCCAUCUUUAGGAUUUUCGCAACAGUAAUGUGUCCCUAUAGUCCUUUUAUGAGCACCAAACAUGAGAAAAAUCUGCCUUCUACCGCAUUUGUUUGCUCGACUGUUGAAAGAAGACAAGCUAAAACGGUCAAUGUUAAAAUCUAGGCUUCGCUACACAUCUUAAACUAGAGAUGUGAGAGCUGUAAGUUUGAUCAUUAGAACUUAGCAUGAUGUUGCUGUUAAAAUGUGAGUACUGUUUACAUAGCUAUA